AUGCUAAAUUUGUUAAAUUCUUUGGAAAACAACUAAAAGUUUUCUUUCUAACAAAGAAGAUAUCGUCCUUCCUUAACAAUUCAAAGUGAACCAAAGAAUUAAUUACAUAGAUAACAUACUAUUUAAGAUCUUUUAAACUUAAAAUUGUCUGGAAAUAUUUCUUCUAAUUAGCCAACAAUAUAAAGAAAAUUAAGCAUGAGACCUUCAAUAAAAUUGACUAAAAUUGUUCCAUCUAUAACAGAAUAAGGAGAUUAAAUUACUCCUCUUAAAAAUAGAACUAUUUCUCUAGAAAGCUCCAAGAAAGUUGACUUUCACCCUUCAGUCUUGGUAAUUUAUUCAGAGAAUGGAAUUAAGAAGAGAGAAAAGCUUAUUGAUGAAUUCAAAGUUAAAAGAAAAGGAAACAGAAAAAACUGUAUUUUAAUUUAAAAAAAAUGAGUAUCCAAAUAAACUGAUUUGAU
Paramecium sonneborni is the source of this 458-nucleotide messenger RNA. The record is from the annotation of a GenBank genome assembly. Lineage: Eukaryota; Ciliophora; Oligohymenophorea; Peniculida; Parameciidae.